This is a messenger RNA of Sphaerodactylus townsendi, 17995 nucleotides long. It is a transcript of the gene KMT2D, whose product is annotated as lysine methyltransferase 2D. Gene Ontology annotation, biological process: positive regulation of transcription by RNA polymerase II. Gene Ontology annotation, molecular function: transcription coactivator activity; histone H3K4 methyltransferase activity; histone binding. Gene Ontology annotation, cellular component: nucleus; MLL3/4 complex. NCBI's taxonomy places the organism in Eukaryota, Metazoa, Chordata, Lepidosauria, Squamata, Sphaerodactylidae. The record is from RefSeq and is a predicted model, not a curated record.
GGCAGCCAAGGAGAGGGGCUGGGGGCAGGAGGGAAGGCAGCAGCAGGAGGAGGAAGAGUCAGGAUAGCUGGUGGAGGAUGAGAAUCUGAAGCUUCGGGUCAAUUUCCCGGGAAAUCUGCAAGGAAGGAGGAGCGGGGGAGGAAUAAAAGUCCGCCCGGGUUCCAUCCGGAGAGAAACUCUGGACGUUCCAUCGCCCCUCCCCCCCCGCCCCGGGGAAGCCCGAACGUUCCAUCUUUCUUUUUGAAGCGCCCCCAACGUUCCAUCCGGUCUCCCCAGCGAGGGUUCCCCGCGUUCUCUUAGAAAGCCAGGCGGCUGCGAAGGGGACGGGGUGGGGGGGUGGGGGGCGCGAUCCGGAGGUGGAAGCGGCGAGAGGAUGGGCCAAGGCAGCCGAAAGAGAGGCCUGCUCCGUCGGAUGCGGAUGCUGGAAGAUCAAAGGCGAAGCUGGAGCUCCCUUUGUGUUUCCUCUUAGGGGAUCGCACCGCUUCGAUCUUGUUUUGGCUUAUUUUGGAACCGAGCCCUCCCCGUCUCUGAGAAGGGGGCUGGGCGUGCUAUUUUUUCCCCCUGGGUGGAGAAAGCCUCGGAUAUUGGAUUUAGCAUCCUUUCCACACCUAAUUUGUGUGUGUGUGUUUUUUAUCUCCCCUUCCCGGGGUGGCUGUGCAUCAAAGUCCAGCUUUUCUCUUUUUGUACCUUUUUUGUUCCCCUUCAAGGAGGGAACAAAUGCAAACCCUUCCUUUUUCUCCUCUCUCGGUUUUUUGGAUAAUGAUUUCUGCCGUGUCUUGCCGAUGGAUUUUGCCGGGUGAGGAUUUCUGGAUCAUCUUGUAGAAAGAGAGGUCUCUUGGAGACAGGAUGGAUGACCAGAAGCCGCCUGGUGAGGAGAAAGACUCUGAUACGCCAGCAGCAGAUGGAAUUGUCUCCUCGAAAGAGCAGGGCAGCGCAGAAGCUGAGCCCCUGAAGCCACCAGAAAAGAGCCCUGCGAAAGAGCCCUUGGAAGAAGUGGAAGCAAAAGAGGAACUGACCUGCUCCCUGCCCAAACUCUGCGCCUUCUGUAACUGCAGCAAGUGGAGCUUGCAUGGGCAGCGUGAGCUGUUGCGUUUUGAUCCGGCUCCUGACUGGGCAGAAGGUCUUUCUGAGCCUCAAGAAGGGGAGCAGCCUGGCAUUAGAGAAGCUGGAAACGAGGACCAGACUCUCAUCGGCUUUGCAGACGGUGUUUCGGUGCGAGAGGUAUUCGAGCCAACAGGGCACUUCUGGGCUCAUCACUGGUGCGUGGUGUGGUCAGCUGGAAUCCUGCGUGCAGAAGGGUCAUGGUUGAGCCAUGUGAACAAAGCGGUCAUCUCAGGGAUUGCACAGAAAUGUGAACACUGUAAGAGAUUGGGUGCUACCAUUCCAUGUCGAGCGGAGGGUUGCCAGCGCCACUAUCACUUCCCCUGUGCUGCGGCCAGUGGCUCCUUCCAGUCCAUGAAGUCCUUGAAGCUCCUGUGUCCGGAGCACCUAGACCAGGCUGUGCAGAUGGAGGACUCGCGUUGCAUGGUGUGUGACACGCCCGGGGACUUGCGCGAUCUGCUCUUCUGCACCAGCUGUGGCCUGCACUACCACGGCACCUGCUUGGAGAUCACGGUGACGCCCUAGGCCCAGCGCUCCGGCUGGCAGUGUAUCCGCAGAUGCAAAGUUACCAAGUCCUGUAGAGUAAGUGAGAAGGCCCACUGCGGGAUUUGGGAAGGAAACGACUUGCUAUCGGGAGAGGACAGCAUGACGUUAGUGUGUGAAGCUUGCGAUAAAUGUUACCACACGUACUGCUUGAAGCCGGCCAUCGAGAGCCUCCCUGUAGACUCCUGGAAAUGCAAGAGUUGUCGUGUUUGCUCUGACUGCGGCUUCCGCCCGUCCGCGCUGGAUCCUGGAUGCCAGUGGUACGAGAAUUACUCUUUGUGCGAAGGAUGUCAAGAGCGGCGUUGCAGGGAUGCAGCUGGUGCUGAGGCCAUACAGCACAGCCAAGAAAACGUGCCCCCAGCAAACAGUCCUCUGAAGAAUACAUGCCCCGUACCGGACACACCGGCAUCUCCCGAGCCGCUGGGGGAAGCCCAUGUGGCCAGCCCUGGACAAGCAGAAAGCAGUGAUGGCCCUACUAGCUUGCACCAAGAAGAAGAAGUCCAAUUGGAAUGUGUUGAAAAACCCACUGGUGGAGACAAACCUCUGGAGGUGUUCGGCAUGGACCCAGAGGCCCCGGCAGGGCAGGAACAAAUGGAAGUGGAGACAGUGGUGGAGCCUGAAAAUGCCCCCUCGCCAGCACCCCCUCCUCCGGUACCACCAGACCCUGUCUCGCCCACUCAAUUCGAGGAGUCAACCCCAGGUGCCAAAGAGCAUCCAGCCUUUGAGUCGCUGCCUGACGAGCAGGGACCCACAGAGAGCCAUAUUGAGACAGAACCAUCAGCCCAGCCAGCUGAGACCUCAUCUCCCACAAGCCCUCAGCCUUCCUCCUUCAAAACCGGUUCCCCUGAAACUCCUGAAGGAGAGGCCGGUGAGGAGCCCAUGGAUACCAGCGCUGAAGGGCUGAUCCCAGGUCACCUGGGCGACAACGGAGUCCAGGCCGGCCAAGAAGAGGAGGAAGAGGAGGCAGUGGCACCGAAGAUGGAGCUUGAGGGAAGAUUCUCCCCACAGCUGAGUGAGGAGGAGGCACUAGAAGAAGGACACGCUGCAGCGGGGCCGGAGCCCAACGAGAUUCCCCUCAGCUUUGCCGGGGAAUCCAAGCACUGUCCCUCACCGGUGGAGGCGGAACUGCUGGGCAGCACAUCCACCCUGUUAGAGGCCUAUGGCGCCACCAACCCGCUGGAGGGAGGGGCAGGGGGAGAGGAGGAGGUGGGGCCGGUCCUACCCCCCUUGAGGCCCCACCUCUUGGUUAAGUCAGAUAUCGUUAACGAGAUCUCAAACCUGAGCCAGGGCGACACCAGCGCCAGCAGCUUCCCGGGCUCAGAGCUCCCGUUUGCUUCCCCUUAUCAUGAAGGCGGGGGCUCGUUCUCCAUGGAAAUGGCCGGCUUGACCUCCACAGAUGUCAGCCUGCAAAAGGACGACGGAUCCUCCUUGGCUCUGGUCGAGAUGGACGACUCCUUACUCUUUGACAUAAAAAUCGAGGGCGAAAAGGGACGGCGGCGCAGCUCCCCAGCCCGUUCCCGUGUCAAGCAGGGUCGCAGCAGCAGUUUUCCUGGGAGGAGAAGGCCUCGGGGAGGGUCUCAUGGAGGUCGGGGGCGGGGCCGCUCACGGUUGAAAUCCACCACUUCUUCAAUUGAGACGCUGGCGCUUGCUGACAUUGACGGCUCCCCAUGUAAAGACGACGACGACGACGAUGACGACACCAUGCAAAACACCGUGGUCCUCUUCUCCAACACCGACAAGUUUGUGCUGAUGCAGGACAUGUGUGUCGUCUGCGGUAGCUUUGGCCGUGGCACUGAGGGACAUCUCCUGGCUUGUUCUCAGUGCUCUCAGUGUUACCAUCCGUACUGCGUCAAUAGCAAGCUAUCCCAUGUCCUGGGACCUCCGUACCUGCGGAACCGUCAACCCCAGUAUUUUCGCUUUGAGGGUGUCUGGCUGACAGAGACCGGUAUGGCUGUGCUACGGAACCUGUCUCUGUCUCCGCUGCACAAGCGCCGGCCACGCAAGGCAACGCCAACGACACCACGGCCAAGUGCCCUCAAUGGCGAGGGCGGGCUGGAAGGCAUUGACCCUCUGGGCCCAGAUGAGAAGAAGGAUGGUGAUGUAGAGCCAGAGGAGAUCCUGAAAGCCGAAGUCAGCGUGGAGCACAUGGAAUGCGAGAUCAAACUGGAAGCUCCACCUACCCCAGAUAGGGAAGUUGCCCCAGAUGCUGACCCCGGCAAGAGUCUGCUGGAGGACGCCGAGGAGGUCAAGAAGCGGAAGCGCAAGCCAUACCGCCCUGGAAUUGGAGGGUUUAUGGUGCGGCAACGGAAGUCCCACACACGCUUGAAAAAGGGCUGCCUGGCCUUGGCUGAAGUCUCUCGCGAGGCGACUGGCACAGAGGGGCACCCCGAGGAAGGGGCUCAGCUUUCUGAGAUCCCUGCAGAGGGUGCCCCUGAGCAGGGAGUGGCCGAGGCUGAUGAGAAGAAGAAGCGGCGUGGCAGAAAAAAGAGCAAACUGGAGGACAUGUUCCCGGCCUACCUUCAGGAAGCCUUCUUUGGAAAAGCUCUUCUGGACCUGAGCAAGAAGGCCCUGCUGGCAGCCGGUGGUGUGGGUGGAGAUGGAACAGCUCACCCUCCUAUUGGCCAGGGAGCUGCCAGGCCCAAGGUGGAUUCCAGCACGCUCCAGAAGGGGCCGAUGGAUGGGAAGGAGGCUUCGGUUCAGCCGAAAGGAAAUGAAUGUGCUGAUGGCAAGGAGGCAGCUGUCCCGCAAAACAGCUUGAAAGGUGUCGAGGCCAAGUCCGAAGAUUGUGGCACGGAAGAACAGAUGGUGCCCAAGAACACUCCAGAUCCUACAGGUGCCGAGAACCCAGCCACACCCCCGGGGGAGGGGGUGCUCAGCUCCGACCUUGACAAAAUCCCCACCGAAGAGCUGCCCAAAAUGGAGAGCAAAGAUGUCCAGCAGCUCUUUAAAGAUGUCUUGGGAUCAGCUGAACGAGAGCAGCAGCUCAACUGUGUUGGGGCUGAACCAGAGGCAGGAGGCAUCCGAGACCCAAAACGUCCGCAGCUUGCCCAAAGGCCUUUCUUGCAAGGUGGUGGAGUCUCCCUUGGACCCCUGCAGCCCACUGUACCUAUGGAGACCUACUCUGGAGUUUGCCAGUCCCCAUUUCUUGAUAGCAGGGAAAGGAGUGGCUUCUUCAGCCCUGAGCAGUGUGAGCCAGAAAGCCCGUGGGCCAGCAGUUCUACAGCAUCCACGCCCACCACACCCACCACAGAAGGGGAAACCGAUGGACUCUCCUAUAACCAGCGGAGCCUGCAGCGCUGGGAGAAGGACGAGGAACUUGGGGAAAUGUCCACCAUCUCACCUGUGCUCUAUGCCAACAUGAACUUCCCCAACCUCAAGCAGGAUUAUCCAGACUGGUCAAGUCGUUGCAAGCAGAUCAUGAAGCUCUGGAGAAAGGUGCCGGCUCCAGACAAAGCCCCUUAUUUGCAAAAGGCCAAAGAGAGAUGUCCGGCAGCUCACACGCAUGAUCAAGGUGUGGCUGGUAAGCAAGGUGAUGAUGAAAGAAGAGUCAUGCGUGUGGUAACUGAUGAUAGGGGGCAGAGUAGGAGAGAAUUCUGGGAGGAGGAACUUGACCGCGUGGCCUCGUUGAGAGCCAGAUCAGGGGCAACAGAUAAUGCCAAAGUCUGGCGAGGGGCCGCUGGCCGGAGACCAGGACCGGCCUCCGCUCUGCAUUCCGCGCGCAGAUCUCGCCCCAGCAAGGUCACAAGCCAGCCACCCAGCAGCCGCCGCCACCUCCUCCUGCUGCUGCCACCUCAGCAGCUGGCCAGCCCGUCUAUGUCAACAAUGCUGCAGCUCUGCCAAGCGGGUCAAGUGUUGAGUCGUCCAGCGAGCUCUUCCUCAAUCUUCCCUCUUCUGCCGCCAGUGCCCAGCCCGGUGGCGCAAGUGCCUUUGUGCCCUAUGGCAUGCACCUCCGCGCACCCUCGACAAAACCCUCGCUUCCCUUCUCCUUCCCUCACAGUGCCUGCCGGCUUUACCUCUUCACGCUCCUCCUCCUCGACAGUCCCCACACCUGCCGCACUUUCCCACCGUCCGCCCGCGCAGCUCCGGGGAGUUCCCCAGCCCACCCUCGGCCUGGGACCUCCGAGGCAGGCACCAGCCCUCCACCCCGACCUCGCUCCUCAAACCUCGGCUGUCUCGAAGUUGCGGGUCUCUGGAAAACUUGCUGUGCCUGGGAAGCCCCCAGCACCGCAGACCGAUGCUGUCGCCUCCUUUGCAGGAGCAGGCGAAAGGGCUGGAUAUCAAGAAGGAAGAUGUUGGGCCAGGAAUCUGCUCCUCCGGAGACCACGGCUAAGCUGGCGACUCCUCAGCUGGCCCAUCACCCUCUCUGGAAAUGAAAAGCCCCGAUGUGUUCAAAGCCCACACUCACCCCACGGCGUAAAUCCCAGGUGGAACCUGCAGUUCUCGCUUGGGGCAUCAUCGCCCCCCGGAUUCUGCACCCUGGCCUUCCCACAAAGGCCAGGCCGAUUCUACCGACAGUCCUCGCUCGACCACGGGAUCCGCCAGCUCGGCCUCCUGGACCCCGCAGGCCUCCAGCCCCCGCCCCCCGAGCUACCUUCCUCUCAGCUCACCACCUCUGACCCCUACUCUCGCGCAUCCCCGCCAGCCCGCAGUCCCAGUUCAGUUCCCAGUCACCCCUCCUCCUCUCGCCAACCAAACCGAAGCCUUCACGCCUGCAGUCUCCGGUCACCCCUCGUUUCAGUCCCCCCACCCUACUCCCGAGAGGCCCCUCGCCGCAGUCCGGGAUCCUCUUUGCCCCCACUGCAAAGCCCCGUCCCUCGCAAUGCAACGACCUGGCCCAGCCAAGCCUGCCAGUCUCCCACAGCAGCCCGUCAAUGGGAGCCCUCCAGCCUCCCUCCGGGCGGCCCUCACCCCAAGACCAGCCAGCAGCUUUGUGCUGGUUGCUUCCGGCUCCACCCAGUGCAUCUUUCCGGGCAGCUCUGGCCCCGUCAGCUUCACCUACCCUCCCAGCAGGCGAUCAAGGAUUCCCGCUUCCCACAGGAUCAAGCCAUUUUGCUCCGAGGGGUCUGCAGCCGUCUCAGCAGAGCACCUUACUGCACGGGCCGAGGCCGGCUCACCUGCAUGCAGCAGGGAGGAAGCGUGCUGUGGGCCUACCCGCAGGGAGCUGCAAGAACUGCUGCCAGCCGACCAGGAGAGAGGGCCCAAUCAGCAACAUCAGCUGUGACAGAGAAACAGCGACAGGGUGAGAAGGGAAAAGAACCCAAAGUCCCCGUGGAGUUUGGGGCAGGGGUGCAGUUGAACACUCUCUGGCAGGACGCCCCACCUGCAAACAUCUCAUGGAGCUUGGGGGUUGGGCAAUCAGCUGCCAGGGUCAAGCUCACCAAGGGAUUUAGAGAGACAGAGAUCAAACUGGAGCCGCUGGAGGAGCUGGACCGGACUUUGGAGAAAGGGAUCCUGGGCAGCUUGGGUACCGCCCCCGGAGGCAGCAAGCUGCCCAGUGCUGUGAUGGUGCAGACACCCUCACGCAGGAUGAGCGACUUGCCCGGCCACCCCCAGCAGCCACUCCUUCUGCGAUGGAUAUCAAUGGGCAGGCCAUCAGUGGUAGCUGCGCAACCAUUUUACCCUCGUGGCGUCUUCCAAGCCCCAUCACCACAGCAGCAGAUGUGGCGGCAGCAGCAGCAGCAAGCAGUGUCCAUGCGUCUCCCGACCCCUUCACGCUUCCCGCAGCCACCCACCCAAGACUUGAGCCGUCAGGCUCUGGGUGGCCUCGCCCCACGUUUGGUAGGUCCUGUAGACCAGCUUCAGGCUUCAACCAGCGCUCUGGGAGCCCAGUUCAUCGAGCUAAGACACAAUAUCCAGAAAGGAGUGGGCGGAAGUGGAGCAGGCCCUGCCUUUGUCCAGCAGAAUGCCCAAGCUCGACCCAGAUUCUUCCUGCCUGGGAAUGACAGCACCAACCAGGCUUUGAAAAGCCCUAUUAUGCCCAUGCAAGCCCCUGUCCUGGGAACUCAAGGCCUACAAGCCCCCAAAAUGUCAAUCUCCAUUGCAUCCUCCCCUCAGGGGGCAGAGAUGAGCAACAGCCAUCACCCUCACGUCAAGGCCGUGUCCCAGUUGAUUCUGCCCCCUGGUAACUUGGAAAUGCAACACGUCCCACCCCGUCCACUCUCUUCAUCUGGCCCCAAAGAGGUGCCCGUUGCACCAACUGCCAUAGACACACCUUCUGCUGCUGGCAAGAACCAGUUAAGUUUGGCCAGUAGGCAGAUACCCUGCGAAGUUCCGGUGGAGCCAGAUUUAGACGACGACUUUGAUACCCACAAAGAUCUGGAGGAUGACGAUGACUUGGCAAACUUGAGUCUAGACCCUGAUGUCGCCAAGGGCGAUGAUGAUCUGGGCAACCUGGACAAUCUGGAAACCAAUGACCCCCAUCUUGACGACCUGCUGAACGGUGACGAAUUUGACUUGUUGGCCUACACAGAUCCAGAGUUGGACACUGGGGACAAGAAGGACAUCUUCAAUGAGCAUCUGCGUCUGGUGGAAUCGGCCAACGAGAAGGCUGAACGUGAGGCCCUUAUGAAGAAGGAGCCCCCUAUUGGACCCUACCUCAAGGACAAUCCUUCCGCUAAUGCUGGCAAGUCAGGGGAACCGAAGGCAGAAUUGUUACCCAGAGAUGGUGUGCCCAAAGCUAAGGAGGGACUGAACCUCCUCAGUGUCCCCUGCUCUUCCUCUGCAGGAGUACCGCCACCCAUCCUGUCAACAUUGAAGACCCACAGUGACAUGCUGGACACCAAGCUGGUUGGCCUGCCAGCGGAUAUUAAGCCCAAAAUCGAGGAGGGCUGCAUGAAACCGUCUGCUUGUCAGUUUAAUACUGGCGCCUCAGAGAAGCUCCCUGUCAAAUCCGAGGCAGCUGAAAAAAUGGCCGCCACCUUAGCAGUGAACAUCAAACCCGGCCAGAACCUCAUGAGCCCCGGAGCUGGGGGGCCUGGAAUACGUCUCAGCAUGGCCCAGUUCCAGAGCAACAGCCAUACCUCCAUGUCGGAGAAGGUCCUGUACGGCCUCCCAAGCCGCCCACCGCUUACUCCCGGCCAGAUAACUAACGCAAACAAUUCAGUCAUGGAAAAGUUUGAGCUGGACGGAGGUCCCCUGAGCCUGGCAAAUACCCAGCAGCACUCUCCGGCGGACGACCUGGAUAAGAUGGAAAGCUCGUUGGUGGCCAGCGAGCUGCCUCUCCUGAUUGAAGACCUGCUGGAACAUGAGAAGAAGGAGCUGCAAAAGAAGCAGCAGAUGUCUGCCCAAGUCCCGGGGCCCCCCCAGCACCUCCAGCCCCACGCCAUGUUAACUCACUCUGCUCCCCUGAGCCAGCCUCACGACGGGCAGCUGGUGAACGCCCAGCAGCAGCAGCAGCAGCAGCAGCAGCAGCAGCAGCAGCUUCAGUUAGGCAUGGUGGCCAGGCAGCAAGCAAUGGUGGGCAACCAGCAAAUGAUGCAGCAGCAACCGCCGCCGCAGCAGCGUUUGGCCGGUCCUCAGCAAAGCCAGGUCCUAGCCCCGCAUAUGGGAGUGGCUCAAAACCAGGCCCACAUGCUUACCACCCAGCACGGCAUCCAAGCAACACAUGCUCAACAGAACCAGCAACAGGUCAUGGCUCAGAAGCCCAUGACUGGGGUCCAGCCGCCGCCGCCGCCGCCGCCGCCGCAGCAACAGAUCAUGGGGCUGAAGCCACAGCAGCUUGUGAUUCAGCAGCAGCAGCAGCAGCAGCAGCAGCAGCUGGCUAACAGCUUCUUCCCUGACACAGAUCUGGAUAAAUUUGCUGCAGAGGACAUUAUGGAUCCUAUUGCCAAGGCUAAAAUGGUGGCUCUGAAGGGCAUCAAGAAGGUCAUGGCGCAGGGUAGCAUUGGAGUGGCUCCUGGCAUGAGUCGGCAACAGGUCUCCCUGCUGGCUCAGAGGCUGUCUGGAGCUUCAGCUUCCUCUGAAAUGCAGAACCACGUCCUGCCUGGCUCCGGAGGGCAGGAACGGAGCAAUGACCCGACCCAGGCGCGUCCAAACCCACCCACUUUUGCUCAAGGUGUUAUCAAUGAAGCUGAUCAGCGCCAGUACGAGGAGUGGCUGUUCCAUACACAACAGCUUCUGCAGAUGCAGCUCAAGGUCCUGGAGGAGCAAAUAGGCGUGCAUCGCAAGUCCCGUAAGGCCCUGUGUGCCAAGCAGCGGACAGCUAAAAAGGCGGGCCGGGAGUUUCCGGAGGCGGACGCGGAAAAGCUCAAGUUGGUGACUGAGCAGCAGAGCAAGAUCCAAAAGCAGCUGGAUCAGGUCCGCAAGCAGCAGAAGGAGCACACCAACCUCAUGACUGAGUACCGCAACAAGCAACAGCAGCAUCAGCAACAAACUUCCACCGUCUUGGCCCUCAGCCCCUCGCAAAGCCCUCGUCUCAUGGCCAAGCUCCCUGGCCAACUGCUCUCUGCACACGGUCUCCAGCAGGGGCCACAGGGCUUAGCGGGCCAGGGUGGUGGCUUGCGCCUUCCUCAAGCCACCACCAUGGCUGUUCAGCAAGGCUUGUCCUUCAUGGGCCAGCAGCCACAGCAACAGCCACCACAACAGCAGCCUCCAGGGGGCGCCAAUGCCGCCACCUUCUUUUCCAGCAAUCGCCUCCUGCAAGAAAGGCAGCUGCAGCAGCAGAGGUUGCAGCUGGCCCAGAAACUGCAGCAGCAGAACCUCCUAGGGCAAGUGGCGAUGCAGCCGCAGCAGCAGCAGCAGCAAAGCCUCAUGGGACAAAUGGCCAUGCAGCAGCAAGGCCUCAUGGGACAGGUCUCAGUGCAGCAGCAACAGCAGCAGCAGCAGCAGCAGCAAAGCCUUAUGGGACAGGUCGCGGUGCAGCAUCAGCAUCAGCAGCAAGGCCUCAUGGGACAGGUCUCAAUGCAACAGCAACCAAAUGCGAUCAGCCAAGCUGGCUUGAUGGGCCAGCCCCCUCCCCCUCCCCCCACCCCCCAGCCCACCCAGAACCUGCUCCCGAAACAGCAAGGGCUGCUGAACAGCCCGCCGGGAGUCCUGGUCCAGCAGCUCUCCCCUCAGCAGCAGCAGCAGCAGCAACAGCAACAGCAGGCCAUGCUUGGACACCCCAUGUUGCAGCACCCUGGGGUGAUGGGGCACCAAGCUUCACAGAGGCAAAUGCUGUUGGCUCCGCAGCAGCAGCACAGGGCGCUGGGAUCUCCUCAGCAGCUGGCCCAGCAGGCGCAAGGCAUGAUGGGGCACCGGCUGCUUCUGUCGCAGCAGCAGCAGCAGCAACAGGGUCUGCUCGGGCAGCAGAGGGCUUUGCUGAGUCAACAGCAGCAGAGCUCGAUAGCACAACACCAGGCCCUUCUGGGCCCAGGGCAGGCUGCUCAGCAAGGGAGCCUGGGCCCAGGGCAGGCCCCGCAGCCAGGCUUGCUGGGGCAGGCCACUCCACCCGGAGCCUUGGGCCAAGGGCCGAGUCUAGCCACGGAGCCUAUCCAGCACUUUGCACAGCACGGGUCUCUGAACCAGACGCUGCACUUGAGUCAGGGAAUGCAGCCAGGCCCAUCGCAGCCGGGCCUGGUUGUCAAGGAACAGCAGGGAGGGCCGGAAGCUGCUGCCAUGCCGCCUCAAGAGGGGGCCGACAACAUGUCCCAGCAGGGGCUGCGGCCCCAUCUGGUGGGUCCGGAGCUGGGAGGGCAGCUGCAGCUAGGCACUCAGGAGCAGCAAGGGAUCGCCGGCCUCGGAGCCCCUCUGCAGGACCAGCCCUCCUCCCAGCUGAUGCUCCAGCAGCACGGGGAGCAUCAGAAGACUCCAGCGGAGAUGGGCCAGGCGCAGCAGCACCUUCUUCUGGGAUCUCAGGGCUCCCUGCAGCUACGCAUGCAGCAGCAGCAGCAAAGCAGCCUCCUGCAGCAGCCGCUGCGGACUCACCUGCCCAUGGAAGGCUCCCUGCAGCAAGACGCGUCCCAGCAGCAGCAGCAGCAGCAGCACCGCGAUGCAACUCAGGCCCCCCAUUUGCCAAACCAGCAGGUGGACCCACAAAGUCAAGUGCAAAAUAUCAUGGCCCAGCAGCAAAGGAUUGUGGGCCAGAACCUGGAGCCGCCUCCCAAAGGCCUACCUGGGCAGCUUCCCCCGCAACAGCCGCAGCUCCACCACCACCACCACCACCUGCACCUUCAGAGUCCGGCGGGCCCUUCCAAAACACCCGGGCUGAUGGUGCCGCAGCAGCCGCAGCAAAGCAUUAUGGUCCAGCAGGCGUUGCCCCAAGGCCAAAGCAUCCUGUCCAGCCCGGUGAUGGGCCAGAUCCGGGCCCAGCUCCAGGGGGUCAUCUCGAAAAACCCCCAGCUUCGGAACCUGACCCCGCAGCAGCAGCAGCAGUUGCAGGCUCUGCUGAUGCAGCGGCACCAACAGAACCUCCUGCAGCAGCAGCAGAGCCAGGCAUUGCGGCAAGCCGGCCCUUACCAAGGGCAGGGCCACGUGUCGACCGAGCCGACUCAGCCCGCUGCUCAGCAUCCGUCUCUGCCUGGGGCCGUGGCGCAGCCACCACAGAGACAGUCGCCUCUCGCGGUGUUUCAGGUCCGCCCAGAGCAGAGUUUCCCCGCCACCAUGGAACAGCAGAGGGUACCGGCGAGCCAGCAGGCAACGAGUAGUCCCCAACAGCAGGGGGUGUUAAGAUUUCCCACUCCACAGGCUUCCUCUGUGCCUUCGAGCAUCGCUGGGGUGGCUUCCUCUGCUCAACAGCAUCCUAGCCCUUCGGAUCCAAAGAGACCCUCCCCUGUGAUCUUAGCUAAAAGCCCUGAACAGCAGCUGACCCCCACAGAGAAAAAACAACCCGCUACUCCCGGUUCCCUGCUUCCCCCGGAACCAGCCCCAAGCACCCCGGAGAUCGUCACUGGGGCCUGCAACCUCAGGGAGUCAGAGUGCCCCACCAAAGACUCUGUGGAGCAAGGCACCGUCAACGGGCAGGCGGCGGGAUCUGCUUCUCCCCCAAUCGAAAGAGCUCCCGCCCCCACAGGCAGUUUUCAACCCGUCACCAUCAAGCAGGAGCCCAAGGAGGAGGCGGCGCAGUGUGCCUUGAUGAGCAGCGCCCAGCUGGUCAAGUGUGAGGCUAACGGGGACCUCGUGUCUGCAGCGGCCACCGUCCCCGCAACCACCAACAGCCUUGCCCGCUCGGAAGCUGGCCACCUCCUGUUGCAGAAGUUGCUGCGGGCCAAGAAUGUGACUCUGGCAACACAACGCUCGGGGGACGUCAAUGGCCACGUGGAUGGAAAAGUGGCUGGGGUAGAGGGACGCUUGCAGGCAGUCCCGGAUGUAAGAGCGGAUACGAUAACUGCAAAGAAACCCCCACCUCCCAAGCCCAAACGAUGUCAAAAGGCUGGAGAGAGACUUGCCAACUCCCGCAAGAAGUUGCGCAAGGAGGAUGGGGUGAAGACCAAUGAAGCCCUAAUGAAACAGCUCAAACAGGAGCUCUCCUUGCUGCCUCUGAUGGAACCUGUCAUCACGGCCAACUUCAGCCUUUUCUGCCCGUUCGGGAGCAGCCCCAUCAACGGCAAAAGUCAGCUCAAGGGCUCUUUCGGGAAUGCUGCCUUGGACAGCAUUCCGGAUUACUACUCACAGCUGCUUACCAAGAACAACUUAAGCAACCCGCCGACACCGCCGUCUUCAUUGCCCCCCACGCCCCCGCCCUCGGUGCAGCAGAAGCUGGUGAAUGGAGUUCUGUCGACCGAGGAGCUGACCGAGCAGCCCAAGGAGCCGCUUCUGCCCCGUGAGCCCGAAGGACAAAAAGAUUCUCCCCCCGUGGAAGUGAAAAGUGUUGACCUCCUGGCAGCCCUGCCCACCCCGCCACACAACCAAACUGAGGAUGUCAGGAUGGAGAGUGACGAAGAAAGCGACUCCCCGGAUAGCAUUGUCCCCGCGUCGUCACCUGAGAGCGUCCUGGGAGAAGAGGUGCCGCGCUUCCCCUUGCUGCUUGGAGCCAAGGCUGAGUUGGAGGAGCGCCCAUUGUCACCUGUCAUACCUAUCAUCCCAAAAGCCAGCAUCCCAGCCUUCCCAGAUGCCAAGCCCUAUGUAGCGCUGGAGCAAAUGAGUAAGGGAACGCCAGGUACUUCAUGGGACAAGACCAAGGGUAGCGAGGUCUCCGUCAUGCUGACCGUGUCCGCAGCUGCUGCAAAGAACCUGAAUGGUGUCAUGGUGGCAGUCGCCGAACUGUUGAGCAUGAAGAUCCCCAGUUCUUACGAAGUGCUGUUUCCAGACAGCCCGAUGCGGGGUGCCCCCAGCGAACCUCGGAAGGGUGACGCCGAUGCACAAGGCAAAGAGAAGCCGGUUGCUGCCAAAGUCCCUGAGGGUGGCCCCGAAUGGUUGAAGCAGUUUGAUGCCAUGUUGCCUGGUUACAGUCUCAAGAAUGAACUGGACAUCUUAACGUUGCUCAAGCAGGAAAGCACAGCUCCAGAAAAGACUGCCCAGCACUGCUACAUCAACAACGUCACCAACCUGGACGUGCGGCAGCUCUUGACGCUCCCUGAAGAGCCAUCCCCUCCUCUUUCCCCUUUUGCGCCUUCCCCACCCAGUCCCCCCAGGGCACCAGAGCCUGUCCCGGAACCGGAAUUGCCGCCCCUCCCCGCUCAGUCUCCCCCGGCUUCCUCUCCUAAAGAGGAAGCUCCUCUGUCCCCACUCAAAGCUAAGCCACGCUCCCGGCCCCUGGAAGACAAUGAGGAGAACAAGCCACGGGUGAAGAAAUGGAAAGGGGUCCGCUGGAAACGGCUGCGGUUCCUGAUCACCAUCCAGAAGGGUGGCUCCAAGCGGGACGGGGAGAGGGAGAUUGCCGAAUUCAUCGACCGCUUGGCCACCACCCUUCGGCCCGACAAAGUGCCACGCGACUUGCGGAAGUGCUGCUUUUGCCACGAGGAAGGGGAUGGGGCCACAGACGGCCCGGCGCGUCUCUUGAACCUCGACCUCGACCUGUGGGUGCAUCUCAACUGCGCUCUGUGGUCCACCGAGGUUUACGAGACCCAGGGCGGGGCCCUCAUCAAUGUGGAAGUGGCGCUGCACCGGGGCCUGCUCACCAAAUGCUCCCUGUGCCAGAAGACCGGUGCCACGAACAGCUGCAACCGCAUCCGCUGCCCCAGCGUCUACCACUUUGCCUGCGCCAUCCGGGCCAAGUGCAUGUUCUUCAAGGACAAGACGAUGCUGUGUCCCCUGCACAAGCUCAAGGGCCCCUGCGACCAGGAGCUCAGCACCUUCACCGUCUUCCGGCGUGUCUACAUCGAGCGUGACGAGGUCAAGCAGAUUGCCAGCAUUAUCCAGCGCGGGGAGCGCCUCCACAUGUUCCGGGUGGGGGGCCUGGUCUUCCACGCCAUAGGGCAGCUCCUGCCUCACCAGAUGGCCGACUUCCACAGUGUCACGGCGCUCUACCCCGUCGGCUACGAAGCCACCCGCAUCUAUUGGAGUCUGCGGACCAACAACCGGCGCUGCUGCUACCGCUGUACCAUCUGCGAGAACAAUGGCCGGCCAGAGUUUGUGGUGCAAGUGAUGGAACAGGGUCUGGAGGACUUGGUCUUCACGGACUCCUCGCCGCAGGCUGUGUGGAACCGCAUUAUCGAACCGGUGGCCGUGAUGCGCAAGGAGGCGGACAUGCUGCGACUUUUCCCCGAGUACCUGAAGGGAGAAGAGCUCUUUGGCUUGACAGUGCACGCUGUGCUGCGCAUUGCAGAGUCUUUGCCCGGUGUUGAGAGUUGCCAAAACUACAUGUUUCGCUACGGGCGGCAUCCCCUCAUGGAACUCCCCCUCAUGAUCAACCCGACAGGUUGUGCUCGGUCGGAGCCCAAAAUCCUCACACACUACAAACGGCCCCACACCCUGAACAGUACCAGCAUGUCUAAGGCCUAUCAGAGUACCUUCACAGGUGAAACCAACACACCAUACAGCAAGCAGUUUGUCCACUCCAAGUCCUCGCAGUACCGCCGCCUCAAAACAGAGUGGAAGAACAAUGUCUACCUGGCACGCUCGCGCAUCCAAGGGCUCGGGCUCUAUGCCGCCAAGGAUCUGGAAAAGCACACAAUGGUCAUUGAGUAUAUCGGCACCAUCAUCCGCAACGAGGUGGCGAACCGGCGUGAGAAGAUCUAUGAGGAGCAGAACCGAGGCAUCUAUAUGUUCCGCAUCAACAACGAGCACGUCAUCGAUGCCACGCUGACGGGAGGACCGGCCAGAUAUAUCAACCACUCCUGUGCUCCCAACUGCGUGGCGGAGGUUGUGACUUUCGACAAAGAGGACAAGAUUAUAAUCAUCUCAAGUCGUCGAAUACCCAAAGGAGAGGAGCUUACUUAUGACUACCAAUUUGACUUUGAAGAUGAUCAGCACAAGAUUCCGUGCCAUUGUGGAGCCUGGAAUUGCAGGAAAUGGAUGAAUUAGCCCCAAGAGGCUCUUCGGACACGGUGGGGAAGGGGGGGGGGGGGCCCUGACCGCCUAGCACAAAUGGUGCAGGAGUCUCGGAAAAGAGAGGCCUAUUCUACCGGAUCUCCCAACCCUCCUGUAGGGUAGAGCCCACCCAGGGAAGCAUGAUUGGAAUCCAUCACCCCAACAUGCUGGCGGGGCAGCUGGGACACCAAAGUGCUCAGGUGACAUCGGCGUACCUGCCACUGCGCUGCCAACCUCGGUUAACGGAGAUAUCAAGUCAGCUGUUCGGCUGUUGGGCUCAGCUGCCUCCUCUACCACACAUGGCAACCUGCUUUCCCCCAGCAGAAGGCAGCGGCCGCUGGCAAGCCCCGUCUCGGGUGGGGAACUGAUAAACUGGCAACUCAGGGUUUUCUUUUUAGUAUUUUACUUUGGAGGCCGUAAUGGGGAAACCUUCCACCCCCUGCGCACCUGUAAAUAAUGGACUUCAGAAAUAUACUGGGAGGAGACAGGCGACAGUCUGUCUAGCAGAGCCGGGGGAAGGGAACCAUCAUGGCUGUUCAGUCCGCAGGGGAGAGAGUUUGUACAUUUUUCUGUGAGUUUGUGGAACUUCUCGUGGCUGUGUGUGCGUGCGUGCGUGCGUGCAUGGAUGAGAGACAGCUGAUUUUUAAAAUAAAACUUAAUAUCUACGGCUUGCUAAUUUACCAAGGUAACAAGAGGCUUCAAAGAGACUCGUUGGCUUGACAAUCCACCUUCCAGAGCUCCCCGGCUCUGGAUUUUGUAUACGUUUAGAUGUUGCAUUUGAAAAAGGGGUGCGUGCGUGUGUGUGUGUGUGCAUGUGUGCGCGCUCGCUUUUGCGGGGGAGGAGAACUACUUCUAGUGAACUGCAGGCCCUGAGUUGGCGAAGCUGGAAAAUGGACCUUCCCUUCCUCCCGCCCGCCCUUCCCCAUCUUCCAUGCGCGAGGAGCGUCCGCACUUGAACCUACCUCAUUUGAAGUGUUAGAUUUUGGGGGGUGGGGGGGUGUUUUGUUUCGUUUUUUCAAAUGUGAGCCCCUCGCUGUGCCACCCCUCUGCUUUUUUGGAACCCCUCUUCCUUGAACAUGGAGAGCCGCAGCUGGGAAACAGUUUCUGCGUGGAGGUGCGGACCGUCAUGCUGAGACUGUCUGCAGCACACACACACACCCCCGGCCCCUCUCCACCAAGCACAAUUUGGUCUCUCAAAAGCCUUCCUGACCGGAUUUCUGAAAUGAGCCAUCAAGGGCUCCCUCUUCCGCCCGCUGAAAGGGCAGAUCCCUCUGCGAGACAAAACGGUGGGGUUGCAAAUGUGCCAAUGCAGUCGGGGAACCAGGAGCUGCCAGUCACCAGACACCAGUCCCCUGCUCCCGUUGAGUUUGUCCCGUGUCGCUCACGCAGUCGGCAGAGAGGGAAUCCUGCGCUUGAUCAACGGAGCUGACCGCCGUUCCCGUUCCACCAUUUCCCAUUAUCCAACCUGCUGCUCUGGAGGCUCUCGUGUGUUUGUGUGCACUACACGCGCGUGUGUGAGAAAGAGAGACGUUGGCACAUUGCAGAGUGUGGGGAUUAUUUAUCUAUUUAUAUAUAUUGUGUAUAUAUUUGAACUAGCCGGGGGGACGGAGGCCCUGGCUGCAAGGUUUUUCUAGACUGCUGGGUGGAUCUCUGCAGAACCCCCUCCCCCCCCCCACCUCGCGCCCGAGGAAGGGAAGCAGAAGCGCGACUUGUUUGUCGGCAGAACCUUGGGUGGAAAAGGGCAUGUGUAAAGAACCCGUUUUUAUGCUUUCUAGGUGUGCGUGUGUACAUAGAUAUAUAUAUAUUAUUAUUUUUUCUUUUUUAAAAAAGAAAAUAGAAUCAAUUUAUAAAGAGCCAUCUGCCCAGCAGCGUUCCCCCCCAGUGCAGGGUGAUUCCAUAUGAAUUAGCAGAAGGCAAAAUGUGGGCAUUAGACAAGACAGACACCCCAACCCCCACCCCCACCCCC